AUGACACAUAAUUUCCGUUCAUCGCUGUCAUUCUACACUAUUUCAAAACCAUUCAAUUGUCCGAGUUUUAUUAGCAGAGCAAUUUUAUGUAAGUUAAAAAGUUAGUAUAUUUCUAAUACAUAUGUCAGUACUCUUCACAAGCUCAUACUCGGUCACAAUAUACUUUCUCAUGCUUCAAUAUAUUUAUCGUUACCUGGCAAUUUUCAAGUAUGUUGCACAGAUUCAUUUAUCGCUUUGAGUAAAUAAUUUUCAGCGUGACAAACUUGAAAUAUUUCAAAGGACCCAAGAACUUUCUUAUUAUUGUCAUCAUUAGUGUAUCAAUAUUCUUGAGUUGGUGUGGAUGUACUCAAUUUGGGAUUCCAGAUGAAUUCAGUGACGAAUAUUUGAGGUGUGUUUGUACCAAACUUUUUUGUCAUUUUCAUAAUUAUAGAAAAGAAAUGAAAUGGGUUUAUGGAAUGGAUAUUGAGACUGUUGUUUAUUACGCAGCAAUAAUUUAUGAUGGAAAGAAAAUUCGUAUAAGAAGUUUGAUGUUUUUAUCAAGUUUAGCUUUCAUAGUUUCCACACACUAUGCAGUUAUUGUUUAUUGUGGUACGAUGCUAAAGCUGCACAUGGACGGAAAAAUGAUAUUGUUUUCAUCCCAAUACAAAAGGUUAAAUCACCAAUUAUUCCGUGCUUUGGUUAUUCAAAUAGUGGUUCCAACAGUGUUGAUGUUUCUUCCUGUACUUGCUAUUUAUGCAUUACCAUUCUUUGAUUUUGAUAUAAGUAUAAACACAUCCCCUGUCUUAGCUGGUCUCUCAGUUUAUCCUGCAACUGACGGUCUUGUUGUCAUUUGCUGCAUAGAUAUUUUCAGAAACUUUGUCAUAAGUAAUUUCAAGUUCUCAUUCUAAAUACAAUUCCAAUGUUUUCAGGACGAGUUCGAAGUUUUCUCAAAACAAUAUUCUGUUAUGACCAUAAAAUUAUCAUCGUCAAAAACAGAACUCAACCAGUUGCUUGAACAAACAAAUGUUAUCGGAUGUUUAACAAGUCUUCAGAAGGUUUUCAAUUAUGUGUUCUUGAUCUUUUAUUUUUCAUUACCAUAAAUAGAAUAAAAAUAGUCCUUUUUGUUUUUGUAAAAAGUCCAUCGGGAAAUUAAUUUUUUCAAUAUAAGAAGAAAUGCUUUCAAAACAAGUACAAAAUACAGAAAUGUGUACAAGUUCAGAAAAACAAGAACAAAAAUAGAACUUGACGGAAGACGUAUAGGAAGAAACGGUUGGUACGGUAUACAUUUAUUUUGAGAUCAUAAAAACAUCCGGAUGAUCUUGAAGAGUUAUUUUAAGCCAACAGACAUCUAGAUACGAAAUAGUAUUGUCUCAAAAGUGCUUUGACAAAAUUCUCCCCUAGAUACAAAUUGAGAAAAUUGAUUAUUUAACAUUUACUAAAAUGGGUAUCUACUGGAUUGAUUUUACCAACUACUUCACUUUUAUUGGAUUUAUAGUAACUUUCUCAAUAAAUUUAUUUUUGAUCCACAUUGUACUGAACUACUCAAAAAAUAUUAACAAAACCUAUGGUUAUCUGAUAAUUUCAUUUUCGUGUAUGGGAAUGUUUUUUGCCACGUCAGAUGCUUUUGUUAAACCAGUAACUCAAAAACUCAGGUUAUUUUAUAAAGAUUUAAAGAUUUCCAGCUUUUGCAUAAUUACAAUUCUUCGUUGGUUUACUUCAGUUUAUCAAGACCGUUUGGUUGUCCAAAAAUUGUAACAAAAAUAUUGAUGUGUAAUGUUUCAAAAUUAAUUUCAGAAAUUUAAAUAGGUUUUCAGUGAUUUUCACCAGCUCAUAUUUUAUAACAAUCCACCUUAUCGCAAUUCAAUUUGUUUUUCGAUAUUGGCUAGUUUUUGAUAAAAAGAAAAUUAAAUACUUCAAAGGUAUAACUGGAUUAAUAACAUGGGGUGGAACAAGUUGCACAAUGUUUCUAGUUUGGAUAACUGUUAUCAAUUUCUGUGGGAUGCCAAAUGAGUUUAUCGAUGAUUUUUUAGAGUAUGUCAUCAACAACGUUAAUAAGUUCUUAUGAGAAAUAUUAUAAAUUUGCAGUGAUGAAAUGAUGAAAGUCUACGGUUUGGAAAUUCGAAAUAUAGAACAUUUUGCAUUAUUGGUGCACAGUUCGAACUUUGAGACAAAUCUAAAAGGGACAUUGUGUGUUGUUGGUGUUCUAAUUUUGAUACUUCCAAACUACAUAGUGAUUUUUUACUAUGGUUAUCAUUUAUGGCAUUCGAUGGAUGAAAAUGUGAUAUUUAUCUCAACACAAACAAAAAAUAUUCAAAUACAAUUCAUCAGAGCACUUUAUUUUCAGGUUCUGUCAGUUGUUACCUUGUUCCUAAUGAGAUACGUUUUUUCAGAUAACAAUCCCAUCUGUGGUAUUAUUUAUACCAGUUCUUGUUGUUCAUACGUUACCAUUUUUCAACUUGAACAUUAGUAUCUCUACAAUUAUUUUCAUCAAUGCUCUUGGUUUUUAUCCAGCUAUCGAUGGACUUGUGGUUCUCAUUCUCAUUAAGGAAUUCAGAAUGGGUGUCAAACGUAAAUAG
Caenorhabditis angaria is the source of this 2555-nucleotide messenger RNA. The record is from the annotation of a GenBank genome assembly. Lineage: Eukaryota; Metazoa; Nematoda; Chromadorea; Rhabditida; Rhabditidae.